AUGUUCAAAUCACUUCUCGCCAGGUCUGCCAUAGCGCGGCCGGAGGUGCUUUCGAGGCCCGCCUCUACAAUCACUCGACGAACGCUCCAUCUCGCUCCCCCUUUCCUCCUCGACGACUACAUUCCUCGCUAUCACUUGCUCUCCUCCGCCGAGGCAGCCAAGAAGCGUUCCGCCGCCUACGCUCAUCUCCGCCAAUGCAACCUCUGUCCACGUCUCUGCAAUGUCAACCGGUACGAGACCACCGGCCACUGCUUGAUCGGGGCAGAAACAGUCAAGGUAUCGACCAUCGCGCCCCACUUUGGGGAAGAGCCAUGUCUCCAAGGACAUCACGGGUCUGGGUCUAUAUUCUUCAGUGGCUGCAAUUUGAGAUGUGUCUUCUGUCAAAAUCACGACAUCGCGCACCAGAAGGUCGGCUUUGACCUGACUCCAGAGGAGCUGGCGGAGUGGAUGGUCAAGUUGCAGGAGGUGGGACAUGUGCACAAUAUCAACGUCGUGACGCCCGAGCACGUCGUGCCCCAAGUUGCAUUGGCUAUCCUGACUGCUCGGGAAAUGGGCCUUAAUGUCCCAAUCGUGUACAACACGAGCGCAUUCGACAGCCUAGAAAGUCUCAAGUUGAUGGAUGGACUCGUGGAUAUCUAUCUACCGGAUUUCAAGGUCUGGAACAACGAAACGAGCAAGCGGCUUUUGAAAGCCGAUGCGUAUGCAGACACGGCAAGAGAAAGCAUUCAGGAGAUGUACCGGCAAGUCGGCGAUCUGUGCUUCACAGCCGACGGCAUCGCCAAGAAAGGAGUCCUGGUCCGUCAUCUUGUCAUGCCGGGAAAGGAACAGGAAGGAGUGCAGAUCAUGAACUGGCUGGCAGAGGCUCUAGGAAAAGAUGUCUUUGUGAAUAUCAUGGAGCAGUAUUUUCCCACCGCCCAUGUUGGUAAGGAUAAAAGGGGCUCCAAGUCGGAUAGCUCGAGCAAGAGAUAUCCGGAAAUCAACCGAGCGGUCAGUCAUGAAGAGGUCGGCGUUGUGCAGAAGGCAGCGAGGGACGCUGGGCUUUGGAGAUUUGCUGAACCGGCCAGGCAUGGUGGUUGGAAUAUCUGA
Messenger RNA from Fonsecaea multimorphosa CBS 102226, 1086 nucleotides. RefSeq lists its product as uncharacterized. The record is from RefSeq and is a predicted model, not a curated record. The coding region runs from base 1 to 1086 and encodes 361 amino acids. The transcript has a single exon. Lineage: Eukaryota; Fungi; Ascomycota; Eurotiomycetes; Chaetothyriales; Herpotrichiellaceae. Gene Ontology annotation, molecular function: iron-sulfur cluster binding; catalytic activity.